Phialemonium atrogriseum is the source of this 1566-nucleotide messenger RNA. Its product is annotated as general substrate transporter. NCBI's taxonomy places the organism in Eukaryota, Fungi, Ascomycota, Sordariomycetes, Cephalothecales, Cephalothecaceae. Gene Ontology annotation, molecular function: carbohydrate:proton symporter activity. Bases 1 to 1566 code for a protein of 521 amino acids. Gene Ontology annotation, cellular component: membrane. The record is from RefSeq and is a predicted model, not a curated record. The transcript has 4 exons. Gene Ontology annotation, biological process: carbohydrate transport; transmembrane transport.
AUGACCUCCCUCAGUCAGGCGAAUGAGCAAUUCGCCCUCCGGGACCACUGGAAGUGUCUGUCAGCGGUCUUUCUCGUGUCCAUCUCGUCCUUCCAGUAUGGCCUCGACUUUGGCAUCAUUGGAGGUCUCCAGGCCAUGGUUGGCUUCCUGAAGGUCUUUGGUGAGGAAGCUCCCGACACGCCCCUCGGCUACAACCUCUCGGCGGUGCGGCAGCAGCUCAUCUCGUCGCUGAUGAUCCUGGGCGCCUUCAUCGCCUCGUCCACGGCCGGCUUCACCGCCCGCUUCUUCGGGCGCAAGAUUUCGCUCUGGCUGGCGUGUGUCCUCGUCUUCGUGUCGACGGCCAUGAUGCAGGCCUCGACCAGCAUCGGCGCCCUGUACGCAGGGAGGACCAUCAUCGGGAUCGGCAACGGCCUGCUCAUGACCCACGCGCAGCUGUACAUCCACGAGACCACCCCGGCCCGCUACCGUGGCCUCGCCAUCGGCUCCUUCAACAUCUGGACCUCGGUCGGCUCCCUCGUCGGCACCGUCAUCGACAAUUUCACACAGAAGGAUCACUCCAAACAGGCGUACAUCCUCUCGCUCGGCCUCGUGCACAUCUUGCCUGGCGUCCUCUGCUUCGGCCUGUUCCUCAUCCCCGAGUCGCCCCGCUGGCUGCUCAGCAAGGGCAAGGAAGCCGAGGCCGAGAAGGCGCUCAACUGGCUCCGCCCCCGCGGCUUCCCCGUCAAGGAGGAGUUUGAGCAGAUGCAGGCCGGCCUCGAGGCCGAGAGGCUGAUCAACUCCAACGUCGGCUUCAUGGACGUCUUCCGCAACCCCGUCGACCGCCGCCGCACCCUGCUCUCCAUCGCCGCCAUCACGAGCCAGGCCGCGUCGGGCUCCAUGUUCAUGAUCUCGUACGGCACCUACUUCUUCGCCAUGGCCGGCAUCGGCGACCCCUUCGCCAACUCGUGCAUCCUGAGCAGCUGCGGAGUCGUCGCCAUCAUUCUCAACGCCAUCAUCAUCACACGCUACGGCCGGAGGCGCGUCUUCCUCAUGACCGGCCUCGUCAUCUGCGGCAUCUGCCAGCUCAUCGUGGCUUGCGUCUACAACGCCGCCCCGGGGACAGCCCAGACCGGCAAGGUCAUUGUGGGCAUCUCCAUCAUCUACAUUGUCUCGUACAACGGCGGCAUUAACACAUAUGCUUGGGUUGCUGGUGGCGAGUUCCCCUCCCAGCAGCUCCGAUCCUAUACCUUUGGCCUCGCCACGGCUGUGGGCUUUGCAGGAGCGUGGCUCACAAGCUUCACUGCCCCCUACUUCAUCAACCCCGACGCGCUCAACUGGGGUCCCAAGUACGGCUUCAUCUGGAUGCCAUCGUGCCUCUUCACCGCCAUCUGGAUGUACUUCUACUUCCCCGAGACCAUGAACCGCACCCUGGAGGAGAUCGACGAAUUGUUCGAGGCGAAGGUCCCGGCAAGGAAGUUCCGCAAGUACCAGUGCACUGGCCCGCUCGCCCGCGUGCACGACGAGAAGGUGUCUUCUGGCGACGAGAAAGUGCGCGUGGAGGAGGAGGUCGAGAGUACAAGUGCCUGA